Messenger RNA from Heterostelium album PN500, 1368 nucleotides. RefSeq lists its product as uncharacterized. Bases 1 to 1368 code for a protein of 455 amino acids. The record is from RefSeq and is a predicted model, not a curated record. Gene Ontology annotation, biological process: protein modification process. The transcript is spliced from 3 exons. NCBI's taxonomy places the organism in Eukaryota, Evosea, Eumycetozoa, Acytosteliales, Acytosteliaceae.
AUGGUAUAUGGUUAUGAUAUUCAGAGUAGAUUAACUUAUUAUAGAUUGCUAGAUGACCUAUAUCUAAGUAAGAAUAGUAAGUGGCGUCGUGUCACCUCUCAGACUGCACCUGUUGGCGAAACUCUACAAGAUACAUUAAAGUUAGCCAACGAAAACAAUAGUGAAGUUAGUGAUGAUGUUGAUGUACCACUUGUCUUGACAAACCUAACUAUCGAAUACAACAGAGGUUACACAUUCAUCAGAAAAGGAAGAGAUGAUGCCGAGAGAGAAAGAUAUCAAUUGGAAUUGGAACAAGGUCAAAACCAACAACAACAAGAUACUACUCCCACUACACCUUUGGAGGAUGUAACAUCACCAAUCAUCACAAUAGAUAAUGAUAAUGAAAAUGAAGGUGGCGAUUCAUUAUUAUUACCAUCGGGAUCCUACAGUAAAGUGACAGAGUCGACCACUGGAUUCAUACCGAGAAGGAUAUCUUCGUAUGCCAUCAUUAGGAAUGCAAUCAGUGGAUAUCAAUUGCUGACAGAUAAAUUCAACCUAACGAGAAACCUAAUGAAUUCAAAUUACUUGGUUCCAUGUAUAUUGAUCGAACGCUCACAAAUCAUAGAUGCCUAUCAAAUCGAUAUUGAGAAAGCAAAAUUAGAAAAAGAUAAAGUGUGGUUUUUAAAAGAUCCAUUAUUAAAUAAAUCACAAGGAAUUGAACUAUUCAAUUCUAUCGACGAUGCACUUGCACAUUGUAAUCCAAAGAAACGUUAUAUUCUACAAAGAGAAAUCAUACCAUCGUUAAUCAACAACUUUAAAUUCGAUGUAAGAAUCAAUGUUUUAUUCGUAUUCACAGCAACUUCAAAAAGAUUAUAUAUGUUCAAUGAAGGUGUAAUUAGAUGUACAAAUACAAAAUAUAAAGAUGGUAGUUUGGAUAAGCAACAACAGUUUACGAAUUUCUGUUAUCAGCUGUCUUUGAAUCCAGAGUUUGAUAAUAUAAUGCCGUUGAGCGAGUGGGAUAGAGAUGGCAGUCGAUUCAAAGAGUUGGAGGGUGCAGUACUGGAUGUCUUCAAACCGUUUUGGUCGAGACUCAAUUUUUUGAAACACUCUGGAUUCACACUGCUUGGAUUGGAUUUCAUAUUCGAUCGUGAUGACAAACCCUAUUUGCUAGAGGUCAACUACUCACCAUCGAUGUUCAUCCAAAGCCACGAGAAAGUAGCAUCCAUUUGUCGCCGUGCAAUUUCACAACUUCCAUACAUCACUUUGGAACCGCUCCUCGAAGGCAAACCAUAUGCAACCGACACCGAUUGGAAUCUAAUUCGCUCAGAAAUCGAUAACUCAGAAAACAACAACAAUAAUGUUGAUGAGGAUUUUGAUCUUUUCAAUUGA